UGCUGUUCUCGCUUCGCAUCCCUGGGCCAUGCCGGCCUUUGAUCCUGAGGUGCAGGCGAAUGCGGUCUGCUGCGUUACCUCCUUUGGUGACCAACUUGGCUGGGCCGUGUUCUAUGAAGACCUGAGGGCUUUCAGGAUUUGCGAGUAUGCGGAGGAUGUGCACAUGUCGAGGACAGAGGCACUUCUUUUGCAGCUGCAGCCGAGACUUUGUUGCCAUCUCCUGAGCGGAGACGCAGCAAGGAAGCUAUGCCGCGUGGCUGAGUCCUGCGGCGUGGAGCAGGCCCAGGCAUCGGAGCCCAAGCAGGUGGACCUCGAGCAGGACCUCCUCAGGCUGUUGGCUGGCACGGAGCAAUGCGGCCUCAGCCGGCACUUGGAGGAGCAGCGGCAAAAGCAGGCUAUGCGGGCCCUCGCCACUCUCAUUGGGCACUUGCAGCUGUUGAACGAGCCGGGCUACUUCAACGCAUGCACACUUGGACUCUACCCUUUGAAGAAUUUUGUUUUCCUGGACAAAGCAGCCUUCUCCGCGCUCAAUGUCCUACCGCGACCAGACGAAAGCCAGAGGUCCAGCACCAACUUGCUGGGCUUGCUCAAUAGGUGCCGAUCACAAAUUGGGCAGAGACGCCUUCGGCAGUGGCUGACGCAGCCACUGACAGAUCCACGAAAGAUCUCGCGGCGGCACGACAUGGUCGAGAUGCUCGUGACCAAUGAGUCUUUCCUGCGGGACUUGGAGGCGCAGCUGCGGCGGGUGCCGGACCUCGAGCGCCUGUCGGCGCGGCUGCACCGCACCGCGGCAGGGUCCAAGUCUCAAGGCGCAUCUCUGGAAGAUCUGGUGUCCUUGUACUACUGCGUGCUUGCGACGGACAAGAUCAUCAAGGCCCUGGAGAGGUACGAGGGGCAGCAUCAAGCGGUGCUGCGGGAGAUGCAGUUGGACCGGUUGAGGUCCAUCAUGGCAGACUUCGGGAACUUUUGCGCCCUUGUGGAACAAACCAUUGACCUGCAACAGGCGGAGUUGAGGAAUUAUUGCAUUAGCACGGCUUUCGACCCUUCCUUGAAGCAGAUGGCCCAGCAGCGUGACAAAGUGCGCGCGCAAAUGGAGACCGUUCGGGCGGAUGUGGACAAGAAGCUGGGCUUGGCCAGCCGUGGCAACGAGAAGCCAGUGUCACUGCAGGAGUGCCCAGACGGCCUGGCGCUGCGCGUCACCAAGAAGCACCAGCAGGUGAUCCAGACCUUCUCGGGCAAGCCGCAGUUGAAGGUGCUGUCCAUCAAGAAGCAAGAGGUGAUGUUCACAACCACUGAUUUGGCCAGGCUGAACAAAGACUUGCAACAGGUUCAUGUGACGACUUCGGCUGGCGAAGGACUUCAGCGCAGCUUUCAUGGCAGGCUGACGACCAAGGCCCUGAAGGUUGCCUCUACCUACAGCUCGGUGGCAGAGCGCUUGGCAGAUGUGGUGGCAGAACUGGAUGUGCUGUGCUCGCUCGCGCGGGUGGCGCUCACGGCGCCAUGCCAGUUCGUGAGGCCCAAGUUGGAUGAGUCAGGCCGGGAAUGCGUCAUUGAUGGAGCAGUGCACUUGCUGGUGGUGGCAAACUCCAAUCAGAGCUUUGUGGCAAACGACCUGUCGAUGCACCGUGACUCGUCGCGAUUGCACCUCAUCACGGGGCCGAACAUGGGCGGCAAAAGCACCUACAUCAGGUCAGUCGCGCUCAUCGCCCUGCUUAAUCAGAUCGGAAGCUUCGUGCCCUGCCUGUGCCCCCA
Molecule: messenger RNA, 1752 nt
Organism: Effrenium voratum
Lineage: Eukaryota; Dinophyceae; Suessiales; Symbiodiniaceae
Source: the annotation of a GenBank genome assembly